This is a messenger RNA of Paramecium pentaurelia, 988 nucleotides long. The record is from the annotation of a GenBank genome assembly. NCBI's taxonomy places the organism in Eukaryota, Ciliophora, Oligohymenophorea, Peniculida, Parameciidae.
AUGAGUAUCAAUGAAUAAUUGUUGCAGAUGAUGACAGACGUAAGUAUUUAGAAGGCUAUGUAGAUUUGUAGCACACUUAGAUAGGAACCAGCUGUAACGAAGGAGUAGAGUACAUAAGAGAUUCUGAAUGCACUCAAACUUCACAUCUUUAUACUACUCGAAUUAGUAUCUCAAAACAAAAGCCUCGAAUAUGAUGAAUUAGAAAAGGCUGUAUAAAAGGCUGAAGCAGAGAUUCGUUCUCAUGUUAGGGUAUCAAAGUUGGCAUAAUUUUAGUUAGAAUAGUAGAUGAAACUUUAUACUGAUAAUUUACAAGAGAAGAUUGAAUAGCUUGAAUAAGAAAAAUAAUAAAUUGAAGUACAAUAAUUGUAAUACUAUUUUAGUAAGAUCGUAAAGCAUCAACUUUACAAUUAAAUUUCUUAUCUUCUAAAGAAAUUGAAAAGAAACCAUCAAAUUUGUCUCAACAACGUGAAGGAAGUCCUAACAUAAUUAAGAAAUCUUAUAUAAUGGGUAAUCAAAUCUAUCAUCGUUAACAUUAAUCAAAUUUAAUAACUUAUUAAGAUUAAUAAAUACCAAAUAAAAAUACCUCCUAAGAACCUAUAAAUAGAGAACGUAGAAGUGCAAAUACUUAGCAUAUAAGUUAUAUUCCAGGAAAAGGACUGCCAUUAAAGAACAAUGUCUCUCAUUAAAAUAAUUCUAUACACAAUCCUCCAUCAAAUAGAAAAGAUGACAGAAAUAAAUCACAAUAAUCUCAAGAAAGAAUUAUUGAUAAAAGCUAAUCAUUAUUAAAAUCUUAGAAUAGCUAUUCCUACAUUAAAAUGUAUAAUAUCCAAAAAUUGAUAAUAAAUAAAAAUUAAAAUGAUAAUAUUAAGUAGGCAACAUAAUUAACUUAAUAAACAAAAAGGUAUUAUUUAAUCAAUAUAAUCUUAGUAAAACUAUUCAUGGAGUAUGUAACAAUAUUUUAGAUGAAUCUCAUUAUAAAAAGAAAUGA